Micromonas pusilla CCMP1545 is the source of this 1134-nucleotide messenger RNA. It is a transcript of the gene DUS, whose product is annotated as dihydrouridine synthase. Bases 37 to 1077 code for a protein of 346 amino acids. Gene Ontology annotation, biological process: tRNA dihydrouridine synthesis. Gene Ontology annotation, molecular function: flavin adenine dinucleotide binding; tRNA dihydrouridine synthase activity. The record is from RefSeq and is a predicted model, not a curated record. Gene Ontology annotation, cellular component: cytoplasm. The transcript is spliced from 3 exons. Lineage: Eukaryota; Viridiplantae; Chlorophyta; Mamiellophyceae; Mamiellales; Mamiellaceae.
CGUGAACCGAGUUUCGCGUCGGCGUCGGCGGGGGUCAUGGACGCUGCCCGUGAGUUUUACACGAACAAAAACAUCCUCGCACCCAUGGUGAGGGUGUGCACGAUGCCGACCCGGCUGCAGGCGACGGAGUACGGAGCGGACAUCGUGUACUCGGAAGAGAUCCUUGACUACAGCCUGAUGAGGAGCAAGCGGGUGGAGAACCACGCGUUUGGCACGGUAGAGUUUGUGAACACCAAAGAGAACAGCAGCGGUUUCAGAGAUGUAAUUUUUCAGACGAUACCCGAGGAACGAGGACGACUGGUCCUGCAGUUAGGAACCGGAGACGCGACUCGAGCUUUAAAGUGUGCGCUCCUCGCAGCGAAAGAUAUCUCCGCGGUCGAUAUAAACAUGGGCUGUCCUCUUAAAUUUUCAACGUCGAGUGGGGCUGGUUCCGCGCUGUUGAAGAAACCAGAACAAGUGCGCGAUAUCAUGACGACGCUGCGACGUAACUUACCAAGCGAAGUUCACGUCACCUGCAAAAUUCGUCUAUUAGAAACGACGGAAAAAACUAUAGAACUCGCGCGCGUGAUCGAAGCUUGCGGGGUUUCUGCGUUUGGCGUUCAUGCGCGUUACGUUUCGCAACGACCGCGCCAGCCCGCGCACUGGGAUUUAAUGAAACACGUCGUAGAAUCGGUUUCGUGUCCAGUUAUUGCAAACGGAGAUGUUUUCAAACACGAAGACUUUGAGAGAAUUAAGAGCGAGACGGGCGCUGCGAGCGCGAUGUGUGGACGCGCGGCGUUGUGGAAUCUUUCCGUGUUCCGCGAGGAAGGUUUGCUUCCGGCGAGGGAAAAUUUGAAUAACAUUUUGAAGAAGUGCCUGGAGUGGAACCACACGGUGAAGAACACGAAGUAUCUCCUUCGGGAACUGCUCAUUAAAUCGACCGGGCUUGAGAACGAGGAGGGCAACGCGCUGAAUAAAAGUAAGACGCUGGAGGAAAUUGCGCGCACAUUUGAGGUUCCAGAAACUCUCAUAGGGAGUAAGCGGCGGGAACAUCUAAAAAGACCGUGUGAAGAAGAUGCACUUAGCUUAGACAGCUAACAGCUGAAAUAAUAGAUUAGAAACAUCUUCGAAACAGCGGUAAACAGAGAUGUAAUC